Molecule: messenger RNA, 895 nt
Organism: Coregonus sp. 'balchen'
Lineage: Eukaryota; Metazoa; Chordata; Actinopteri; Salmoniformes; Salmonidae
Source: the annotation of a GenBank genome assembly
AUGUGGACCCAGAGAUGGGGCUGCAGAUUGGGCUUGCGGAUGGGGUCCUGGAGGGUCCCCUGGCUGGGUCUGGAGGCAGAGCAGUGGUUGGGCAGCUACACCAAGGGUCCAGCCCCGGUCAUCAGAGCCAUAAAGAAAGUGGUGGUGUCAGGGAGAGAGCUCCCCCUGGAGGCAGCCCUGAGGACUGAGCGGGAUGUGUUCGGGACAGUGUGGGGAGGACCGGCUAACCUACAGGCUCUGGCCAGCAAGGCCAAACAAGUGAAUUAAACUUAGUCUUGUGAUUACAUUGUAUUCUCGUCCUAAUGUUCUGGAAGAAACCUAGAACGGCUGGAGUCGAAACUGUGAACCAACCCACGCUGCGAAGACUGAACUGGAACAUUAGGAUGCAAUGUAGAGGGUCAGAACUCAACCAGAACACACUUAACUAGUGUAUUCAUUCAGCCGAUUCUGUUGCUAAAGGUCUCUUAAAAACAGAAGCAAACGAAAUCUACCUGAAUUUGUCCAAUAACAACUAUAGUUUUAGUUGGAAACGUUUUGCAACCAUUUGGUGGAAUGAAUACACCCCUGGACUGUGCUCGGCGUGUGACAGUACCUUAUGGGGGAUUUAUAUUGCUGUGUUGAGAGUGACCACUAACAAUCAAUUCAUUAUUUUAGUGAAGGAAUUGUUAGUGACUGUUGGGACAAUUAUAUGGACCCAUCUAAACGUGGUAAUGUCCUUUUUUCCUCACUGGAGAUUAAGAUGACACUAGUUGUAAUAGUGACAUGUGAAGAUUGUUAUUGUGCCUUUAUGGCUCUACUACAGUCUAACACCAGGGUGACGGUGACAGAACCCCAGGGUGACAGAACACAGAACCCCAGGGUGACAGAACACCAGGGUGACACUGACAGAACCCCA